Molecule: messenger RNA, 3114 nt
Organism: Daktulosphaira vitifoliae (grape phylloxera)
Lineage: Eukaryota; Metazoa; Arthropoda; Insecta; Hemiptera; Phylloxeridae
Gene: Src42A
Product: tyrosine-protein kinase Src42A
Exons: 7
Coding region: 282-1847 (521 amino acids)
Biological process (GO): cell differentiation; protein phosphorylation; cell surface receptor protein tyrosine kinase signaling pathway
Cellular component (GO): extrinsic component of cytoplasmic side of plasma membrane
Molecular function (GO): signaling receptor binding; ATP binding; non-membrane spanning protein tyrosine kinase activity
Source: RefSeq, a predicted model, not a curated record
UACUUUUUCCACUCUAUGGGUGCCAGCUACUGUCUAGAAUAACUAAUUAUCUGUUUUCAUUAAUCGUUUAUUAAUAUAUCGUUAUUAAACUUUCAACUAUUUUUACUGUCGUUAUAAAAAUUUCUUUACAGUAGAUUAAUGUAAUCAAUUAAUUUAAUGUUCUUUUUUUUUUAGGCAUAUGUGAUAAAAAUAAAGCGCUACGCCUUUUUAUAAUGCUCAAUUUUUAUUAAUUACAUUUUAAUUCAAAAGCUUAACACAACAAUCAGUAUCCUUAUAGCAAAAUGGGCAGCUGUUUUAGUUGUCAAAAAGGCUCAUCUAGCAAAAAAGACAUAACGGGUUCACCUUCUAAUGUUGGAAACAAGGAUACCAUAGGUUCACCAGCUAUACCCAGUGUUCCUAUUCAACUGCCGCCCCACGAUAACAUUCGUGAAGUUAGAAAUGGUCCAAUGCCACCUGUUCCCGAUCAGGAACCUUCAAAUGCAACAAAUGCUUCUGCCAAAAUAUUCGUAGCACUCUAUGAUUAUGAUGCUCGUACUGAUGAAGAUCUCAGUUUUAGAAAAGGUGAACAUUUAGAAAUUCUCAAUGAUACACAAGGUGACUGGUGGUUAGCUAGAAGUAAAGCUACCAAACAAGAAGGUUAUAUACCAUCAAAUUAUGUAGCAAAAUUAAAGUCUAUUGAAGCCGAACCUUGGUAUUUUGGAAAAAUUAAAAGAAUUGAGGCUGAAAAAAAGUUACUUUUACCAGAAAAUGAUCAUGGAGCAUUUUUAAUUCGUGAUUCUGAAAGCAGAAGAAAUGAUUAUUCUCUAUCUGUACGUGAUGGUGAUACUGUCAAACAUUAUCGUAUCAGACAGCUAGAUGAAGGAGGUUUCUUUAUUGCUCGCCGAACUACAUUUAGAACAUUACAAGAAUUAGUAGAAUAUUAUAGUAAAGAUGCAGAUGGUUUAUGUGUGAAUUUAAGAAAGCCAUGUGUACAGGUUGAAAAACCAGUUACUGGCGGUCUAUCUCAUAGCACAAGAGACCAAUGGGAAAUUGAUAGAUCUUCAUUAAAGUUUGUUCGAAAAUUGGGUCAUGGUCAGUUUGGUGAAGUAUGGGAAGGUUUAUGGAAUAAUACAACACCUGUAGCAAUAAAAACACUGAAAACUGGCACUAUGGAUCCCAAAGAUUUCUUGGCAGAGGCACAAAUUAUGAAAAAAUUAAGACAUACAAAGUUGAUUCAAUUGUAUGCUGUAUGUACAAUGGAAGAACCAAUUUAUAUAAUUACUGAACUUAUGAAAAAUGGAAGUCUUCUAGAAUUUUUACAAGGCAAAGGUCGAGGAUUAAAACUCCAACAGCUAAUUGAUAUGGCUGCUCAGAUAGCCUCAGGUAUGGCAUAUCUUGAGUCUCAAAACUAUAUACAUCGUGAUUUGGCUGCCAGAAAUGUACUUGUCGGUGAAAGUAACAUAGUUAAAAUAGCAGAUUUUGGUCUUGCAAGACUUAUUAAGGAGGAUGAAUAUGAAGCAAGAGUUGGUGCUAGAUUCCCAAUAAAAUGGACUGCUCCUGAAGCAGCAAAUUACAGCAAAUUUUCUAUUAAAUCUGAUGUAUGGUCAUUUGGAAUUUUGCUUACUGAACUUGUUACCUAUGGACGUAUACCUUAUCCUGGUAUGACAAAUGCUGAAGUUCUCCACCAAGUUGAACAUGGCUACCGUAUGCCAAUGCCUCCUAAUUGUCCAACUGCCCUUUAUGAUAUUAUGCUGGAAUGUUGGCAUAAAGAUCCUAUGAAAAGGCCUACAUUUGAAACAUUACAAUGGAAAUUAGAAGAUUUCUUCACAAUGGAGGGGUCUGAGUAUAAGGAAGCUUCGGGUUACUGAGAUCACGCCUACCUCUCGGAGUGGCCAAUGCAACAGGCUUAUGCUCUUCGUGGCGGCAAUCCUCAAGCAGCUGCCAUUUAUAUGCAACACGCUGCUGCAGUUUAUCAUGCCCAUAGACAACAACAUCUCAUGCAUAAUAUGUAUCAUCAUCAUUGAUAAAUUAAUCUUUGACCACCAUCAGUAAGUUGUACCUAUGAAAUUACUUAUUAUCAUUUUAUUUUUUAUUUAUAAACUUUUUUGUAUGAAUAACUUGUUUAAACUACUUAGUUUUAAAUAUUUCAUUUAGUUUUAUUACAAAUCGUAAGUACUGUUGUUCAACCAAUUUUUAGAUUUUAACUAUUAAGUAUUAUGUUUAUUUCCUCAAUUUAUUAACUUUUAUUAAACUAUUUUUUAUUCACUAUUUUUUUUUAUAUAUAAAACUUUAAUUUUUAUAAGUUAAAUCCAUAAUUUUAGUAAAAUUUGUUAAAUAAAACUAUUGUAUUAUUAGUUCGAUAAAAAUUUAUAAAAAUCCUAUGCUGGUUCAAUUUUCUUCUCAUUAAAUAUUUUUUAACUGUGAUUGUUUUGUUGUCAUAUUAAAUUUAAAAUAAAAAUAUUUUAAUAAAAUGAAAAUAAUUUUUGUAUAAUAUUAUUAGAUAAAAAAAUGUUUUAAGCAAUUAUAUUUAUAUUUUUUUUAAACAGUUAGAUAACUUGUGAGAUAACAAUUUAAGAUCAUAUGUGUAUUUAGUUCUUUUUAAAUAUUAAACUAUAUAUAUAUAUAUAUAUAUAUAUAUAUAUAUAAUUUGAUUUUAUAUGACCUAUUAAUGGAAUUUGGUCUAUGGACAAAUAAUUUGUUCUUAAAAAUAUCACAACAUUUCUUUCAAAAUAAUAAUUUUUAACUAGUGUUAAUGUAAUAAACAUUUGAAGAAUACUAAUAUACUAUUAUAUUAAUACUUUUGCAUUAAGUAUUAUAAUUUUUUUCUUAAGAUUUAUACUCUUAUCUUUAAUCUAUGCAUCUUAACAAUCACAGAUCUUAUUUUAUUUGUAAAUUUUAACCAUAUAUAAUUAUAAUUUUUGUAUUAUUUCAAUUAUCUUCAAUGUUAUUGUCUAAUCGAAUCAUAUUUUUUUUUUUAUUUAUAAUUUAAAAAGUAUAUGAAUUAAUAAUAACAAUAAUGGAGGAGUACAAAACUUACCAAAAGAUGUUCUAAAAUAAUGACGAAUUAAUAUGAUAAACAAAACGUGUUCGUAUUCCCAGAGCGAUUUCGAGAGGUAAAAAAAAAAAGAAAAACAA